CAGUUCUGUUAUAGUAGGCCACGAGGUAGCAGCUCUGGUGUUCCUGCAGGUGUAGCACGACGGACUCGAGACUAACUCUCUCUUAGUUACCGCUGGCGCGCCAGGCCUCUCGUUUUGCUGGAGUGCGCCGCUCCGUGGAAAUCGAGCAAUCGAGAUCGCCUCGAAAGCGAUCCGAGGACAAUGAAAACGCGAAUUCCGCGGAGAAUCGCGUGAAAUUCGUCGGCGAAGCCAUUAAACUUCUCGGCAAAUUUCGAAUUCUACGCGUCGACACGUAGCCCCUAUCGUCAGAGCGGAUAGUACUCGCGAUACUUCGUGGGCCUCGACAUGGUGCAACGUCGUUCUCACAGCAACGUGCACGAAUCGAUAAUGUGAUCGUCCAGCGGACGCGCGGUUCGGAUCAUCGCGAUCGACGAGUUUCGUGGACGCGUAGGACUCCUUCGAGGCAGCGUGCUCUUGCGAUCGUCGAUCGUCCCCGAGCGCCUCCCGAGCCUUUAGAAGGAGAAAGCAGCGAGAAGUUGAAGAGUUCAGCCAACUGAGAAACCGUAUCCCUGCGACGCACACCUCAGAAUUCGGCCUCGUUUCCAAUGUUUGACGCGAGAUUCAUUUUUUUAUUCUCUGCCCACACCGAUCGCCGCGAGUCGCGAGCGGCUCGUUGAUCCGUGACGAUCGCGUGCGAGCACGAUACGUUUCCAAGCGAGACUUCGCCAACCAGAGGAUAACCGGGGAACGCGAGAUCCAACCCCCCCCCCCGAAGGACGAGGAGGAGAGAUCGACGGAACGAUAGAAUCGACUCGUUUCGAUCGAUCGUCCCUUCUUUUUAACCUCGCGGUUCGUUCGUCGCCGGGAGAAUGAAAGCACGCUGACCUUUGAACGCUUCGAAGGAUGGAAUUUUGAGAAGAGGAACUCGUGUUAUUCGGCUGAUCCACGAACCGUGAAAUGAUUGGCAAACUUCUCUUGAGCUUUUGGAUACUCGGAUGGAUCAGCCUCUACGGAGAUCCCGCGGUGGGGCAAGAGCUGCCGACUCUCCUCGACGAGUCCGCGGACGAAAAAAACGACGCGGAAAUCUUUCGAGCGGUGGUCGAAUCGAUGAAACAGUGGACGUUGCACAAGAAGUUGCAUCACAGGGCAAAAAGAGAGGUUUCGAAGGUUUGCUACGAGGAUGUCGGCUGCUUCGAGGACACCGGACCCUUCAGCUACUUGGAAAUGCUCCCAUCUCCCCCCAAAGACGUUGGAACCAGAUUUUUAGUGUACGGCAGCAGGAAGGCGAGAUCGAUCCCCAUGGAAGUUCCUGCAGACGACAUAAACGAUAACGCGCACCGUGCCAUAGAUCCCGAUCUACCGACAAAAGUUAUCGUACACGGAUUCGGGUCCAGUUGCGACCACGUAUGGGUUUACGAGAUGAGGUCCGCGCUUAUGACGGUGCACGAAUGCAACAUAGUCUGCGUCGACUGGGGCCCAGGAAGCGCAGUUCCAAACUACGUGAGAGCAGCUGCCAAUACUCGAUUGGUCGGACGACAGCUAGCAAAGCUAAUUAGAAGCAUGAACGUACCUCUGGAGAAGGUCCACUUGAUUGGUUUCAGCCUCGGUGCCCACGUGGCUGGAUUUGCUGGCGCCGAACUAGCCAACGUCUCGAGGAUCACAGGACUGGACCCUGCAGGACCGCUGUUCGAGUCCCAGGACCCGAGAGCCCGACUCGACGAGACCGACGCUAAUUUCGUGGACGUGAUCCAUAGCAACGGGGAACAAUUGUUGCUCGGUGGUCUGGGUUCCUGGCAACCCAUGGGCGACGUGGAUUUCUAUCCUAACGGCGGCAGGAUGCAAACCGGCUGCUCCAAUCUCUUUCUAGGCGCAGUUUCCGACAUCAUCUGGUCAAGCGCCGUGGAGGGCAGAUCCUUGUGCAAUCACCGUCGAGCUUACAAGCUCUUCACCGACUCUGUCAGUCCAAAAUGUCGGUUUCCUGCGUUCCCCUGCGAGCGUGGCUACGACGGUUUGCUUCGAGGCGAAUGCUUCCCCUGCGGAUCCAAAGGAACGGGCCGACCUUGCGGCGACAUGGGCUACUACAGCGACGAGUCACAGGCCAGAGGUCAGCUCUACUUGCUGACCAGAGACGAGGAACCCUUCUGCGCCCAUCAGUACCAAGUCAAGGUCUACAACAGCCACAGCGAGAGGCCCACCAGGAGCUACGGUAAACUACAGGUGACUCUGGUUGGAGAGGGUUCCUUCAACGACUCCUUCGCCAUGACGCGCAAGGACGAGGAACUGUUGGUGGGAUCGGUUCUCCAGAAGAUCAUCGUCCCCCAUCCCGCGAUCUCCAGUUUGGACGCGAUCGAAAUCAAAUACACCGCGUACAGCGGUUGGAUCUCCUCGGGUUUAGUGUCCUGGAGCAUCGACAAAGUGGCCAUCACCGACAGCUUCGGGAAGAGCCUGUCCGUGUGCAGGAAAGGCUUGACUUUAGAGUCCGGUAAACCCGUGUAUCUGCCUCUCUUCCCCGGCGAGUGCAACGUGCCCACGGACUCGAGCAACGCGACGACUCCGGUGGCGAUGGAUCGCCUGGUCCAAGAGAAGCAGGGCGGCAUCGGGCCGUUCACCAAAGAGCACAACUACGAACCGAAAGAGACAUUCGCCGUAGACGCGUUCCCAAAUGACAGAGCGUCCUCCUCGUCCACGGUGAAAGGCUUGGGACCGUUCACGAAGGAGCAGAACCUGAGGAUCGCCGAACGGAAGGAGAGUUUCAAGCCCACCGGGUUCGAGGAGUCGACUCGUCGCAGUACCUCGAAUCCCUGGAACAUCCUCGACAUAUCUGCCGACGGGGACUCCAAUUCCUUGGAGAAUGCAGACUCCGAGCGAGGCAGAGGCUUCUCAGGGACCAAUUUCUUCCCCAAGACGCAGUCCCCCGAUCCUUCGGCGGAAGCAACCACAGAGUUUGCGGCGGAGAUCCGCGAACCAGUUUUGCAACUGGGCAAAAAGGAGACUGGAAGGUCUCUGAAGCUCCCGGAGAUCACCGAACCGAUUCUCGCGCCGCGCUCCGCCAGGCAGAACACCAGGAACGAGGUUCACGGCCGCGAGAAGCUGAAGGACGAGAUACAGGAAACGUCGUCGACCACCAGGUCCUUCACCGUCCAGUUCCUCCCGGAGAGGCUGGCGGGGAUCCUCGCGCAAGCCGAGAGAUACGCCAGGCAGACCCUUCUUCCCUUAAUUUCUCAGUACACCCCUAGUUUCGUCACUGGUUCGCGGUUCGAGGAGCCCAAGUACUUCCCACCGUUGGGAGAAAUCUCCGCGGAGGACGAUCACGACGAGGAGCCCGAUAGCACUGAGAAUCCUUUCGACGACGAGUCGGAGGAAGUGCCUGCUAUCGUCCAAGCGGUCUACCCGGGGAAAACGGGAGCCAAUUCGACGGAUUCCGAGUCUCAGAAGAUAGAAACCGACGAAUGGAUCCCCAUAGAACCCGCCACGACCUUCAACAACGUCGUCACCAGGAGGAACUUCAACGUGUCCAGGUCCCUCGGCUGGGAGAACGCGAGUUACAACUGGUCCACGCAGAAGCUGGAUAACAGCAGCUUCAGACCGGAAAUUGAGGACUGGGUGCCUCUCGCGAAGGACAACACCUCCAGCGAAGCUAGUACCAGUGCUCAGGAGGAAUUUGGAAUGGCACAGAGUUCGGAGAGCGGUGUAGAGGAUUCGGUUGUUUUAAGUAAGGAAGACAAGAAGUAUAUACCUCUGGUCAACGCGGAGCUGAGAGAAUCGUCGACGACGAGUCCUGAAGACAAUGUGGAAGCUCGUCCAAACGAGUCGACGCACUCGAAUAUACAGAGAAUCCCGAGACCGACGGAAACCGAGACUGUGAGCUCUACGAGGAGGAGCAUGGUGUUCCCGUACGCGUACGAGAGGAAGAAAGAUCCUAGAACUAGAUAUAUACCUCUGAUACCGGAAGAGGACUUGGGAAGAUCACGUUUCUCCAUCGACAGGGAACGCUGAGGACGAGGAAAUUUGGAAGAAUUCGUGGAAUUGUUCGAAGAUAUUUAUUGUGAUCGAAAGUUUCUAUCGUUUAAUAAUUGUCGGAAAUAACCAUCGUUGCUCCCGGUUGGUCCGAUCGGAUUCUAAUGAUUAUAGUAAUGAUAAUAAUAACGUCAUUAUUAUUAUCAGUGUGUGAUUAUUAUUGUUAUUAUUAUCAGUAUUAUAUUGUUGUUAUUAUCAGUAUGCAGGAUAUUGGUAAUAAGAGUGACGUUUUCGUUCGAGGUAGAAUACGAUCGGCCAUAUUGGACGACUGAGGUUACUAGAAGGCAAUUACUUUGUUUUAAUUCUACCGUUCAUCGUCAAAAAGUUAUUUAAAAAAUUGUUAUUUCGAUUGAUUGUUACAUUUUCUUGGAAUUGUAUUAGUUAUACCAACCUUUGUUGCCCGAUGACGAUUCCGAACAUCGGUUGCCGAGAAAGGCUGUAAAGAUGUGUAUUUUUUUGGUAAAAAUUGGCGCCUUAACUUUAU
Messenger RNA from Colletes gigas, 4480 nucleotides. RefSeq lists its product as uncharacterized. Gene Ontology annotation, molecular function: lipase activity. The record is from RefSeq and is a predicted model, not a curated record. The transcript is spliced from 7 exons. The coding region runs from base 937 to 3975 and encodes 1012 amino acids. Lineage: Eukaryota; Metazoa; Arthropoda; Insecta; Hymenoptera; Colletidae. Gene Ontology annotation, biological process: lipid metabolic process.